CAAAAUGGCUGCCCCGGGGAAGGGAGCCCAGCUCGGGCCGUGAGGGGCUGCGCCUCCGCCGAGCCCCGCCGCCCGCCGACGCCGCUUCCCCCGCCGGCCCCGCCGCAGAGAACCACUUCCACUCGUUCAAGAGCCCAGAGCCCAGCGGACAAGCUGUGUACACCACAGCAGCAUUUAUUAACGUUCUGACUCUUCCGUCUGAGGGAAUCAACAAAAAGGCACUUUCUUCUUGACAUAAAGACUUCACUGUGUCUGCUGGAGAAAUACUCCUGCAUUGACAAAUCAAAUCUACCACUGAGAUCAACAAAAAAGAAAUGAUAAAAUUUUUUCUUAUGGUGAACAAACAAGGUCAAACGAGGCUCUCUAGGUAUUAUGAGCAUGUAGAAAUUCAUAAACGGUCAAUGCUGGAAGCUGAAGUAAUCAAAAACUGUCUCUCCCGUUCAAAGGAUCAAUGCUCUUUCAUUGAGUAUAAGGACUUUAAGCUGGUAUACCGGCAGUACGCAGCCCUUUUUGUUGUCGUCGGAAUCAAUGAGACAGAAAAUGAGAUGGCAGUAUAUGAACUAAUUCAUAAUUUUGUGGAGGUCUUGGACAAAUACUUCAGCAGAGUGAGUGAAUUAGAUAUCAUGUUCAAUUUGGAUAGAGUGCACAUCAUUUUGGAUGAAAUGGUACUAAAUGGCUGCAUCGUGGAGACAAACCGAAACAGAAUUCUUGCCCCUCUGUUUGUGCUCGACAAAGUGGCAGAGAGCUAGGAAGAUGCCAGACUGACUAAAGCAUUUAAAAAAGAUGGUGAAAUCAUCAAGAGCAUGGCAACAAGUCACUUUCUGAUUUUGUAAGAGCAACUCAUGCAAUGUUCAAAUUAGUUGGAAGAUAUUUCCUGCUUCUCCUAUGCCCUACAAACCUAAUGGAAAGACAGCUAACCAUAAAGCAGAGCCUUCGUUUUCAGAUGCAGCUUUCUACGGACACAGGAGCCCUUUUAGAACAGAAAAAUGUUUCUCAGCAUUUUGUUUUAAAUAGACUAGGAAUAAAGUAAUGGAAACUUACAUGUGACUGCAUAGGUAUCCCUUUGAAUCAUUUAUCGUUCUACCUAACCUAGAAGACAGAAAAUAUGGAAAUAUAAUUUCAAACAGUUUCAAUGCCUCCUUUAAGCACCAACAUUGUAUUUUUUUAUUUUCAUACAAACAUAUUGUAAAUUAAAGCUCUGUAACUUUCUAUGACUAGAUUCAGCCUUCAUCAAUAAGCUGGUCUCUUCCACAGAGACCCUCUUCUUCUGGUUACAAAAGAAAUGUCAAUAACAGAAGUAUAGAUGUUUUUAAGAUUCCUGCACACCAUGGAAGUUGUAACUAGAAGUUACACUUAAAUAAUAUUAAUAAAAUAAUUUAAAUC
Cygnus olor (mute swan) is the source of this 1383-nucleotide messenger RNA. It is a transcript of the gene AP4S1, whose product is annotated as adaptor related protein complex 4 subunit sigma 1. The record is from RefSeq and is a predicted model, not a curated record. NCBI's taxonomy places the organism in Eukaryota, Metazoa, Chordata, Aves, Anseriformes, Anatidae. Gene Ontology annotation, biological process: protein transport; vesicle-mediated transport. The transcript has 7 exons. Bases 315 to 749 code for a protein of 144 amino acids. Gene Ontology annotation, cellular component: intracellular membrane-bounded organelle.